AUGAAUGACCUCCAGCUCCAAAUUCAAUUAAGAAGAUAUACAAUCAAGUCAUCAUUUUCAGGACCUCCAAGCCCCGAGGAACCAUUCCCCUCUCCUCACACCUUUCAACCUCAGUCACGGAACUUCCCUCUAGCACACUGGUACACAAGUGCUCAUGUUAUGAAAACCAGUGCGCAAGGCCUUGUCCGCCCUCCGAUGAUGGCACCUCCCUCACUAACGACAGCAGCGCUCCUUACUCUUCUCCUAGCAGGCUUCACUCUCAUGGCCCUCCUUGCGUACAGCAGCCCCCUUCCCUCCCCAGCAACCCUCCACAACGACCCCACUAUGAACUCAGGAGAUGAACCUUCAGCACCGCUCAUCUCCAAGAGUGCCUCUGCCCUUCAUACCCACAACACGUCUCCUCCUGGACUUCUCACCAUCCACACCGAUCCUGGCAUGCUCUCCACCCAAAAUCGAGAGAACCUGUCAGAUUCUACCCACUCCAAUGUCGACUCGCAGGGAUCGCAGCGAGGACCUUCAGGGACUAACACUGAAGAUAGCGCGCCGGGGGAUUGGGAUGCUGCAUUUUCGAGAGAGAAUCAGGAGGCGCAGCAAGGGGGUGGGAGGACGGCGCCUGCUAAUUCUGAAGUGCAUGAGGGCGGGUAUAAGCACAAAAGUCCGGCGCCUGGCUCGGCAAAAGCGCUAGCGAGGACCUGCAGCUGCCCCAAUGUCUACGUAAAUAAGGUACAUUUGAUCAAGUUCAACCAUCGAGAUGAUCAAUUGAAAUGCCUCCUUGAUUUUCACAGCUUGUACAAGGACAGGCCUCAGGCCAUGGAUAGCAUCAAUGUCUCGGAGCUCGUUGAGCGCCUAGGCAGUGAUGAGGAUGCCGUGCGCAAGAUGGCCGUCUUCAAGUUGCAGUCCAAUAUUGGGGAUCCAUCGUUUGCUGAUGUUUUCAUACUGGAAGGAGGCCUAACGAAGUUACGAUAUCUAACACUCCACGCUACCGGCAAUACUUUGGCCUAUAGCUUGACCUCCUUCUCAAGACUGCUAGAGGUGGACAAGGGCUGGGAGUAUGUCAAUCAAGAUCUUGUGGAAAGGGUUGUCGAGCUGGUCGUCACUCAUCCACUGGUCAACAUCCUUCGCGGUGCCAUGUCAAUUCUAGUCUACAUCGUCUCUCAUCCCUAUACCGCCUCGAGCAAGAUAUCUCAGCCCGACAGCUCUGGCUUUCGAGCUAUACAGCCCGCUAUGUCUGUGUACCCACAGUUCCUCGAGAUGCUCGUCAGUAGAUUAUCUUCCGCCGAUCACGCUUUAUGUGCCAAUGCGUUGCUGCUCAUCAAUUCGUUGAUGCGAGAAGCUAUUAACAACCACUCAGAAGCUGACUGGCCUAAAUUCAUCAAGCGGCUGCAAGACCUCGGUGUCAUCAAAGCGGUCUAUACACUCAUGCAAAGCACAGCGUUACAGGAUCUGUCACAUCCACUGCUCGAGUAUCAGGCAUUGACAAAAGUGCUGCUUCGUAAAUGGCGAGAUAUUCCUGUGGAUCUAGAUAAGUCGGAUCAUAGAAGAGCUCUGAAAAGCAUACACUUAGCUAGCAAUCCUGAAAGAGUCACGACACCAGUGGAUGAUGGAGAAGAGGGUGUGAAGAAGAGACAUAACCCAGAAAAGUGGAGACGUCUGGGGUUCGAGUCGGAGACUCCAGCCUGGGAAUUUGGAGAUGUUGGUUAUCUGGGGAUGGUAGACUUGAUAGAAUAUGUGAGACGGCAGGAGGAUGGUUUUCAGAAGCUCCUGCUGGAGCAAUCAACCAAGUUGGCAGAACAAAGAUGUCCAAUUGCCAGAGCAAGUCUUGCGGUGACUUCGAUGCUUUGCGAGCAUUUUGAAAUUGAGAAAGCAGAUAUUGACGAUGGCAAAUUCCAGCUCUCCUUCGAGUCACGAACGAACUUUGACAAGGUUUUCAAGCCUCUGAUUUUGCAGUGGUCAUUACUCCACACUGCUGGUCUACAGGCUUUCUUCCGGCUAUGGCAAACUACUGGUGCCGAGACUGAAGACUUCAUAAAGAUCGCCGACCUGGUCCGAAUACUGCUCGAAGAAGUGGUUGGCGGAGCUACAAGAUUGAGCGACGUCGAUGUAGUCGAAACAGAAAUUCAGCAAUUCGAAUUGAGACGAUUAAGGCAUUUGCAGAUGGAGCUGCUUGAAUUGACCUACGAAGGCCACUGGGGUCAUCACCUUGGCCAAAUCCGAGACGAGCUGUACCACGAAGCGUUGCAAUUUGUCAAAGAGCAGCGCAUACGAUGUCUAUUAGCAGGAGCAUGGUUCCCGAACUGCCAUGGUCACGAUAGCGAAAAAGGCGCUGCGACAAAGCAGGAUCUUAACCCGUCCAAUCCAACUUCUCAACGCUAUGCAAAACUAGCCCACAACAGGCGCUUUCUACACUACGCCGACUUCGACGUUCCUGGUGAUGAGGAGCCAAAUCUGGAGGGACUGCUUGAGAGGAUCGACCUCACAACAGUGUUCGUUACCUCGGACGUCUCCACAGCCUCUGAGCCCAAUUCCUCAACAACUACCCUUAAAGCGACUCACAACUCUAUCUCUGCAAGGAAGAUAACCAUCCGUGGCUACCUUCCCUCCAACUCACGUCCCACCUCACCCAAGAGCCACACUCGUGCAGGCUCUAUAGCAACCAAGCCGCCUCGAAAGGAAGUGACACUGCUUACCCUUCACCCACAAACUCACAAUCUGGCCGUGGAAUGGCUGGACGGUUUGCGCAUGUUGUUGAAUCAGCAGCCAAUCACAAACGAGACCAAGAAACUGAUUGCCAUGGUGCAGGAUUAUGGCCUCAAGAUCAGGCUGUUGAAUGUCAGAUUUGAUGAUAUGCUUCUUGCGGGUGAGGCCCCUGAGAUACCCAGCCGCGAAGGGCUCGACGAGGACUACCAUUAUGACAUUUUCGGCACUUGA
Molecule: messenger RNA, 2928 nt
Organism: Letharia lupina
Lineage: Eukaryota; Fungi; Ascomycota; Lecanoromycetes; Lecanorales; Parmeliaceae
Exons: 4
Coding region: 1-2928 (975 amino acids)
Biological process (GO): cell motility; actin filament organization
Cellular component (GO): plasma membrane
Source: RefSeq, a predicted model, not a curated record